CGGGACCGGCGUAGUCUGUUGUUAUCGGCCAUUUUUGCACGAGGUAUUUGGUGUAUUUUGCGGAAGUUACGUAUUGUUUACUUGUUGCAGAGGGUUGAAAAGGAUACUCAGUUUGGAAAAUGGCAUCCAAAACGAAGAAAACCACGACAACAUGGAGUUCUCAAUCCUUGUCCGAGUCUGGUUUCGAGUCGCCCGGUACCAGCAAAUUCGCGUCACCCCGCCGAUCACGGCCCCCGUCUCCAGCCCGGGUUUCGCGGAUGCAAGAAAAAGAAGAUUUGGUAAAUCUAAACGAUCGCUUGGCGGCUUAUAUAGAUCGAGUUCGAUUCUUAGAAGCGGAAAAUAGUCGUUUAACCUUCCAGGUCCGGUCAACGGAGGAGGUUGUCAAACGAGAAGUGACGAAUGUCAAGUCAUUGUACGAAAAUGAACUCGCCGAUGCCAGGAAAUUGUUGGAUGAAAUGGCAAAAGAGAAAGCAAAGCUGCUGUUGGAAGUGUCAAAAUAUAAAUCUGAAUCAGAAGAAUAUCAGUCAAAAUACCUGCGAAAGGACCGAGAUUACCAGAAUCUUGAGAAGAAGGUCGUCACCUUGGAGACACAGCUCGCUGAGCUGCAGGGCAAACUCGCAGAGAGCGAGUCGCGCAAGAAACAGCUCGAGAAGGAUAAUGCUAACCUGCAUGCAGACCUCCAUGCGGCUGACAAACAGCUGGCCAAGUUGCGGAAGCAGCUGGAGGAUGAAUCUCUUCGAGCGGCCGAUCUCGAGAACCGCGUGCAGAGUUUGAAGGAAGACCUCUCUUUCAAGUGUUCCGUCUUCGAACAGCAACUUGAGGAGAGUCGAGUCCGCACAACGACGGAGCUGGAGCAGGUGGACGGUCGACUACAGGAGGAGUAUGAGGCCAAACUGCUGGAUGCACUGCGCGAGAUGCGGGAGGUGCAUGAGGUGGAGCUCAACAAAAUGAAGAUAGAACUGGAAAUACUCUACGAGAGCAAGAUCGCGGAGCUGCAGACACAGGUUGACCGAAAUGGAGCAUCAGCAGGGACCGCGUGGGAGGAACUGCGACAGACUCGCACAAAGUUCGACGAACUGUCGGCGGAACUCGCCAAACUGAGAUCAGAGCAUGCAUCGUGUUCUGCGCGUAUCGAGGAUCUGGAGAUGCAGUUGUCUCGUGAGCGAGAGGAGUCGCUGAUCCGUAUCCGCGCUAAAGACUCCGAGAUUGCUGAGCUGCGCGCCACACUGGACGAGGAGCGGAUGGAGUAUGCCGACCUCAUGGACACGAAGAUCAAACUGGACCGGGAGAUCGACGCCUACAGGAAACUGUUGGAGGGAGAGGAGGCUAGGUUGAACAUUUCCCUAGAGACGUCGCAGUCGUCAUCGUUCAAACAGACUCCGAGUAAAUCCGGCCGCAGUGCCAAGCGGAAGCGAGCCGAGACGGUGGAGGAAUAUUCACAGGAAAGUUCUAGCAGUGGCUACACGUCGAGUGGGACAGCGAAGGGCGGGAUAGAGAUUUAUGAGGUCGAUCCCGAUGGACAGUAUAUCAAGCUGUACAACACAACUAAAAAGGAGAUACAUAUAGGAGGUUGGCAGCUAAAACAUGAGGCAGGUGACCAGGAAACCAUCUUUAAAUUUCAUCGUACUGUCAAGUGUGAGCCUGGUGGAUAUGUCACAGUGUGGAGUUCGGACACAGAGACGACCCACAACCCACCCACCGACAUCGUGAUGAAGGGACAACGCUGGUUUAUUGCCAACACCAUGACCACUCAUCUGAUCAGCAAGGAAGAGGAAAUGGCCAGUAAAGAAAUGACCAAGUCUCUUUUGAAGAGCUCGUCGUCUUACCGGUCUAGUGCUACACCUCGCGGUCAGAAAAUCGGAACCUACACUCUAGAGGAGGGCGACAAAGAGAAGUGCAUAAUAAUGUAACCAGGACCAUCUACCUCACUGUAUCACAGGAGCAUCUCGGAAGCAAAGAACACACCAUGCAGCGGAGUUUACACUCCACCUCCUUCUUUCACUCUCUGAUCUACUUUCAUCAUGUGAUACGUACUUGAAACAUUUCCUCAUAUGUUUGGCUGGUUUUCGCCCACUGAACAUUUGGACCAAGAUUGCCUAAGAAUGGUGCUGUGUUUAUAAAUUGGUUGUGCUUUCAUAACUGAGGUUUUAAUCAACUGGGCAGUGUGCUUAAUCAAAUAGGUACUUCUGAUAAAGCCUUGUUUCUCUACUUUUGCUAAGUUAUGUAAUGGGCCUCUAGUUUACUAAUUUAGAUUUUAUCUAGUAAUUGAAUAUUCCUUGUUCUUUAAAAGCCGUGCAAAAUGGUUGUUAAUUGGGGUUAAUCACAAAAAUUUACUUCAUUUUAGCAAGUUUUAAUUCCUUUUAUUUUAAAAUUUUUGUUCACUUCUUUUUUCGCAAAUACAAAUAAUUUAAGUUAAGAUAGAUUUCACUUUUUAAUGAUUCUACCUAAAAUGCUAAUCUUGGAAUGGAAAAACAAUAACUAAUGAAAUUUAUACGUUUUUAAAACUGCAGGUACUCUAUAAAGUACUUGCAUCCCAACAUUUGUUGUAAAAAAAAGUGGAUGGGAUUUUAUUCAUUUUUUGAAUAAAAAAAACUAGAAGUAGUACUUAAGGACGAAAAAAAAGAAAAUAAUUAAUGUUUAGAUAUAAACAAAAAUGGGCAACCUUGGAUCAGAGAGAUUUACAUUUAUAUGAUUUGUUUUACAUGUCCUUGAUUGACCUCUAUGAUAUUGCAGGGUCAACAAUAUUCUAUAAUUGGUUGUUUUUUUAUAGGUUUUUUUUUUACCAUGAAUAAAACCCGUCUUAUCUAUUUAAUAUAAUUUUUAUGCUUAUAUGACAUGUAUGAAGUAGGAUAUUAUGUUUUGGUGGCUGUCAACAAGAUCCACUGUCCAAUUUGGAGACUGACUAUGAUCACGAAAGUAGUAGAAAGAAGCAGGACCAGGGUGGGUUGGGUUUGACCAAUAUUUGGCCAUUUAUUUCAAACUGAUGCUCAGAAUACACCUUUCGUGAUUACUCACUUUAGAAGAGAGGAGUAAACUAAGUAAGUUAAAUUUCGAGGUGUAAAACAAUCAUGGCUCAGCUUGAACCGUAACAGUAUCGUAUAGGCUUGGGAAGUGUUGUGAACAUAUCACUCUUUAACACAUACAUCAUCUGCCGAGUUUUGAUGCUUGAGAAGUAUAUUAAUUUAUUCUAUGUUUGAUUUUGUAUUAACACAAUGUCUUAUGAUCAGAUGACUUGCCAUUAUUAAGAAUAUUAGCAUGAUGUGACAUGCACCUGACUUAACCUGCCAUGACAAACCUGUCGACUUGUCAUAUGCCAUUCAUUCAUCUGGCUUAAUCUGUCGAAUGACAUACACCCUGUGAUCUGUUACAGCAUAAUUCAGAUAUGAUCUGUCAUAUAACAGUACACAUGACUUGACUUACCAAAUGACAUACACAUGACUUGUCAAAUGACAUACACAUGACUUGUCAUAUGAUCUACACAUAACUGGUAUGAUAUACAUGAGUUGACCUGUCAUAUAAGUAUCACUUACCAUAUGACAUGAAUGACGAUCUGUCAUAUAACAUACACAUGACUUGUCUUGUAUGAUAUGCACUGGAUGACCGUACACAAGACUUGUAAUGUGACAUACACAAGACUUGUCAUAUGACAUACACAAGACUUGUCAUUUGACACGAAUGACUUGACCUGUCAUAUGACAAACAUGAUUUGACCCGUCAUAUGAUGCACAAGUUGACCUGUCCUAUGACAUACACAUGAUUUGACCUGUCGAAUGAUAUACACAUGAUUGGAUCUAUCAUGUUUUCAUAGUCUCAUAUUUUAAAAAGAAAUUAGUAGUUAGUUAAUGAUGUUAGCAUUAAAUGAGCUAAUGUUAACAUAAAAAGAACUGAUGUUAACAUCAAAUGUGUUGAUAUUAGCAUUAAAAUGUAAUGUCAGCAAUAAAAAGAGUUAACGAUCUUGAUCCUCGAGCCACAUCACUGCCAGCUUGAGGUAUUUGUUUUAAUUCCAGCGUUAUGAUGGGUGGUAAGAUAUCAGAAACUAGUAUCAGGACACACUAUCUCACACAAACGAGCGGUAUGUUUGUGUGUGGGUUGUGCAAAUUUAAUUUCACGGAAAUCACCAUUGGAUUAUGUGGUGAGCCAUUACAAAGAAACUGUUCAUUAAGGAUUUACAAUAAAGUAUCAGCUGGAAACAGUGUCAUUAAAAUGCGAGUUCAGUGUACGUUUGAGAUAACGGAUGUGUUAAGCAAACAUCAUUCAUUCGCCUGAUCAGUUACUAUAGUCCUUCCCACAAGGAAUGCCUUUUUUCAAACUGUGGAUUUUACUACAAAUUAUUCAUUUCUGAGCCAAUUGAUUUCUAAAUUGCACACACAAAAAUAGUAGGGAGGGGAUUUAUUUCC
Gigantopelta aegis is the source of this 4397-nucleotide messenger RNA. RefSeq names its product lamin Dm0-like. The coding region runs from base 120 to 1910 and encodes 596 amino acids. NCBI's taxonomy places the organism in Eukaryota, Metazoa, Mollusca, Gastropoda, Neomphalida, Peltospiridae. The transcript is spliced from 11 exons. The record is from RefSeq and is a predicted model, not a curated record.